Mugil cephalus (flathead mullet) is the source of this 1117-nucleotide messenger RNA. RefSeq names its product trans-golgi network vesicle protein 23 homolog B (S. cerevisiae) (gene tvp23b). Gene Ontology annotation, cellular component: Golgi membrane. The coding region runs from base 81 to 677 and encodes 198 amino acids. Gene Ontology annotation, biological process: vesicle-mediated transport; protein secretion. The transcript has 7 exons. The record is from RefSeq and is a predicted model, not a curated record. Lineage: Eukaryota; Metazoa; Chordata; Actinopteri; Mugiliformes; Mugilidae.
CAACGACGUGGAAGCUUCCGGUCACGUGACGUCACCAAUGCGCUGACGUGUAACCAGGAAGUUCCUGUACAGACGUCAACAUGCUAGCAGGAGAUGAAGACGUGUCUCUGUUUGACGCAGAGGAGGAUGCAGGGAAAAGGUUAAAAAAGACGAAUAUUAAGCACCCGAUGGCGUCUUUCUUCCACCUCUUCUUCAGAGUCACCGCCAUCGUCGUCUACCUGCUCUGUGAGGUUUUCAGCCGGAGCUUCAUCGCCUGCAUGGUGGCGAUAAUCCUGCUGCUCUCGUGUGACUUCUGGACAGUGAAGAACAUCAGCGGGCGGCUGCUGGUCGGUCUGCGAUGGUGGAACCAGGUGGACGACGACGGACGGAGCCACUGGGUGUUUGAGUCCAGGAAGGCCUCUGGGAAGCAACAAGCUUCAGACUCAGAGUCCAGGAUCUUCUGGCUCGGGCUGAUUAUCUGUCCAGUCCUCUGGGUCAUCUUCUCCUUCAGCACCCUGGUCUCAUUCAAGAUUAAAUGGAUGCCUGUUGUGAUCAUGGGCGUCGUGCUGCAGGGAGCCAACCUCUACGGAUACGUACGAUGUAAAGUGGGAGGAAAGACCAGCUUAAAGAACAUGGCCACCAACUACUUUGGACGACAGUUCCUCAAACAGGCGCUGUCUAAAGAGGAGGAAUCGUAGAGUGCAGCUCUGCGAUUUUAACACAUCUGCAUUAUUCUUAAUGCUAUAUUAUAUAUAUAUUCUUUUAGGAAGGGGACACAGGGAAAGAAAACCUUUUUUUUUUCUUUUUUUCAAGAUUAAAUGGAACUGACGAGUGUUUGAUUAUUUUUUCUUUUUAACGUGAUGCGUGACUCCUCGGCUUGAUCUUCCCCACUGAAGUCAGACGUCUGAAAGCUGCUUUCACUAACUGAAGCCCAGCAAUAAACCCUCAGACUUUAACUUCAGCAGGAAACGCAUGAGUGAAAGUCUCACGUAUUUUAUUUAGUCGGGCCUCUAAUAAGUUUCUAACACGUUUCUGAAAGGUAUUCUACAAACAUAAUUUUGUUUGUAUAUGACGGACUGUGUAAAGUAUCCUUGGAGAUUUGUAAAUAUGUAAAGUAAAGAAAUGAUUUGAAACGUCA